Nylanderia fulva is the source of this 1853-nucleotide messenger RNA. NCBI's taxonomy places the organism in Eukaryota, Metazoa, Arthropoda, Insecta, Hymenoptera, Formicidae. The record is from RefSeq and is a predicted model, not a curated record.
AUGUCUCUUUUACGGAAUCCGAGCUUGUGUCAAGAAAUUUCUUAUUUAUUUUCGUAUUCGCGUUGCAUAAAUCUCAUAUUAAAAUUCAUUGUACCUUUUUCUGUUUUAGGUUUAUGCAAACCGACUAAAAGUCAGGAGGAUUUUGAUUAUGAGGAUGAUACACCUGUCGAUGAAGAAGAUGACGAAAAUGAUGAGGAUGAAGAUGACAAUCUCGGCACUGUCGAAGCACCACCACAAAUUUUAUCGCAGAGAAUAAGUCUUCGAGUAAAAGCCGGAAGCACUGUUAUACUACCCUGUCAAGUGAUUCAUACAGAAAAUUACGUGGUUACGUGGAUGAAGGACAAUAAGCUCCUAUACUUCGAAAAUCAACCGCACGUAGAAGAUAAGAAUAGGAUCGUACGAUUGCCGAACAACAGCUUGGUGAUCUACAACGCAUCGGUUAGCGACUCUUCCAACGAUUACAACUGUAGUAUUCUUCGGCAAUCGAAUAGCAUAAAUUUAAUCCAUCGUUUAUUGGUGGAUCCUGAGAGAAUACAUGAACAAUCUCCGUCACCGCCGCAACAUUCGCACAAGGGAAUCAUACGUGUAAUACCUGCGCGACAAAUUGAAGUGAACCAGGGCAACUCUAUCAAGCUUGGUUGUGAAACAGACGUGCAGCCACCGCCUGAGAUUAAAUGGUUUAUCGAGAACAAGAAGGUGGAUAGCUACGAUCCCGAUGUGAUUUUGGACGGCAAUUACAUUAUAAUAAGGAAAGUAAGCAGAUCUCAUAGUGGUCUAUAUCAGUGUCUCGCGGAGGAUGGUUCAAAGACACCGGCGAUGGAAGCAAUCAACGUCAUUGUACAUUAUGUACCUAAGAUAGAGGCGAAACAACACAUAGUUCACAGCGGGGAGGGUAUCGAAUCGGAAAUGACGUGCAUCGUGAGCGCCUAUCCCGAAGCUAUAAUAACGUGGUAUAAAGACGGCAAGGAAAUUACGAACAAGAAGGGAUCGAUUGAGAUGCAUCAUGGAAAUAUGAAGGGCAACAAGACCAAGCACGUUUUGAAAAUUUUGCACACUUCGAAGCAGGACUUUGGCGACUACAAAUGCCGCGCGGAGAAUAAUAUUGGUAGAGACGCAGUAUCUAUCAUUUUAACAGGUACACCCUCGCAAGCAAAAAUAUCCGGGGCCACAAUGACUGAGAAUGAUGCGGGAAUUAUUCUGAAAUGGCACCUGAAAAGUCAUUCACCGAUCAGAGAAUACAGGUUGCAAUAUCGUCAUAAGGGUGACGAGAAAUGGAUCGUUGUUCAACCUGAAGUCAAAGACGGUAACGGAAAUCAAUUUACCGUAGAGUAUCCGAUUGCAGAUCUUCAGCCUGGAUCUUACGAGGCAAUCCUUUCGGCUAGAAACGCAUUCGGAUGGUCUAUGCCAUCAGAACCGCAUAUGUUUACUGGUGAUUAUCCUUCUGAGAUGGCACAAAAAGAUGGAAACUCGGCAGCUAUAAAAACUCCUGGAAUUCUUUUAGCAUUAAUCCUAGUCGUUUUAUCUUGUGCCUUCACAAGCCUGUAACUCUUUACUUAACUCUUUAAACUAUGUAGGAAAUUUGCUGCAGCCAAAGCAAACACCAGCAGAUGCCAUGGUGGAUAUAUUAGUGUAGGAACACUUAGGGGAGACCCAACGCACGUAGAAGUUUCAUUGAAAUUCUGCUUUUCACAUAUUUUAUCAUGCUAUGUUAUUAUAUAAGUAAACUUUUUUAAAACAGGUAUUAUUAAUUAAUAUAUAUAUAUACAGUUGUUAUAUAAUUGAAAUUUUUGCAUACAACUCGCCUAGGUGUUCCAUUAAGACUCGUAAAGAAAAAGAAAAGCAUUUUAAUUGUA